Molecule: messenger RNA, 1215 nt
Organism: Brassica napus (rape)
Lineage: Eukaryota; Viridiplantae; Streptophyta; Magnoliopsida; Brassicales; Brassicaceae
Exons: 1
Coding region: 340-1062 (240 amino acids)
Source: RefSeq, a predicted model, not a curated record
CUUUCUUUGCUAUACAUAAAUACAACAAUCUCUCUCUUCAUUUUCCAUCUCUCCUUCCAUUUCGGUUAACCUCUCACCGAACAUUUUCCCGAGAAAAGUCCCCACCGGGAAAAUCUAUUGUUCAGAAGUCAAAAACGAUUGGUUCCAAACCUUCUCGCGCCUAAAUUAUCGGUUUGGUUCCUGUGUCUUUUUUUUUACAAGUCUUUCGACUUUCACCAUUUUUUUUUUCAUUGGGCUUUAUUCUCGUAUCAGCCUCCACGACCUUCGCCGUUCGCCAUCACCGGAGAGAUUCCGUGGUGUUGCGUUUGGCCUGAGCUUUGUAACCAAACCGAAGUAUAUAUGAACAUGACGUCACGUUACGAUCCGAAACACAUGUCGAGGCAGACCAAACCGUCAGACACUCCCUCGUCUUCUCCCUCUCGUAGUCACCGGAGACACCCUCUCCUCCAAAGAAGCCUCUCCUCCCCAUCUCCGAACGCCACUUGCGGCGGAUCAACACCCGCCGAGUUCUGCGGCGGCACCACGGCGAGUUGCGCCGCCGUGUGGUGCUGCUGUCCUUGCGGAAUAGUCAACCUCGUCGUCCUCGCGGUCUACAAAGUCCCGCGCGGGAUCUGCCGCCGCGCUAUCCGCAGUCACCGCCGUAAACAGCUCGUCAAGAACGGUAUCCUCCCGCCGCUUCCGUCAGGCGAGAGGGUGCAGAGAGUGUUCCAGAACUCGGAGUUCGCGAUCUUUCCGUUGGAUAGUAAUGAUGUCUCGGAGGAGGAGGAUGACGGUUUCUUUGAUCCCAAGUACUUCGGGAAGGGCGCAGCGGUUGCGGCUGAGCUGACGACGGACGAGGAGACCGAUGAAGAGGACGAGGCGGUGUUGGCGUUGGAGAAAGAGAUGUGGAACAGGUUUUACGGUGCUGGAUUCUGGAGGAGUCCGUCGCAGAGAGAAUCGGUGUCUUCUCCGAGAGUUUCGAAGUCUCUUUCGGCGUCGCCGAGGCCGUCGUUUACUGAAGUGUUUCGGAACACAGCGAUUAGAGGAGGAGCUACGGUGACACCGAGAGCCGUUUGGCAAUGACAUCUUGUAAAUAUUAUUUUCUUCUUCUUGAUUGUGUUUGUGUGGUAUGUGUGUGCAAAGCAAAGUGUGAGUCCUGAGUCUUGCCAUAAUUGAUUGAUUGAUUGAUAUUUUGGUGGUGAGAUUGAUUUCAAAUGUUAUGGGAUUUUGUGAUUA